This is a messenger RNA of Ochotona princeps (American pika), 1756 nucleotides long. RefSeq names its product zinc finger protein 639 (gene ZNF639). Gene Ontology annotation, cellular component: nucleus. The record is from RefSeq and is a predicted model, not a curated record. Lineage: Eukaryota; Metazoa; Chordata; Mammalia; Lagomorpha; Ochotonidae. Gene Ontology annotation, biological process: regulation of transcription by RNA polymerase II. The transcript has 5 exons. The coding region runs from base 93 to 1550 and encodes 485 amino acids. Gene Ontology annotation, molecular function: DNA-binding transcription factor activity, RNA polymerase II-specific; RNA polymerase II transcription regulatory region sequence-specific DNA binding.
AGGCGUCUUUUACCAUCUGAGGAAACUUCCCUGUGAUUCAUUUUAUUUUUUUCUCACUACAAAAUUAAAGAAUUAUACCAAAUCGAAAAGAUAUGAAUGAGUAUCCUAAAAAAAGAAAAAGGAAGACUUUACACCCGUCUCGUUAUUCAGAUUCCUCUGGAAUAAGCCGAAUUGCAGAUGGAUUCAAUGGGAUUUUUUCUGAUCAUUGUUACAGUGUCUGUUCUAUGAGACAGCCAGACAUAAAGUGUUUUGACAACAAAGAUGAUGAUUCUGAUACGGAGACAUCAAAUGAAUUGCCAAAAUUUACAGAUGGAAUCAAGGCCAGAAGCAGAAGUCAAAACUACCUGGUUCCCAGUCCUGUACUUAGAAUUCUAGACCACACUGGCUUCCCUACAGAGAAAUCUGCUGACGUAGAAAUUUGCGAUGAAGAAUGUGACUCGCCUGAAUCAGUUAGCCAGCAGCCUCGGGAAGAGAGUCCCAUAGAAGUGCACACAGCUGAAGAUGUCCCGAUUGCUGUAGAAGUCCAUGCAAUUUCUGAGGAUUACGAUAUAGACACCGAAAACAAUUCCUCCGAGAGUCUCCAAGACCAAACCGAUGAAGAGCCACCAGCCAAGCUUUGUAAAAUUCUUGACAAGAGCCAAGCUUUGAAUGUGCCUGCCCAGCAAAAAUGGCCUUUACUAAGAGCCAACAGCAGUGGCCUCUAUAAAUGUGAGCUCUGUGAGUUCAACAGCAAGUAUUUUUCUGAUUUAAAGCAGCAUAUGAUCCUGAAACAUAAACGUACUGAUUCAAAUGUGUGUCGGGUAUGCAAAGAAAGUUUCUCGAGCAACAUGCUUCUGAUUGAACAUGCGAAACUCCAUGAAGAAGACCCCUACAUCUGUAAAUACUGUGAUUAUAAGACAGUGAUUUUUGAAAACCUCAGCCAACAUAUUGCAGACACCCAUUUCAGUGAUCACCUCUAUUGGUGCGAGCAGUGUGAUGUUCAGUUCUCCUCCAGCAGUGAGCUCUACCUGCACUUCCAGGAGCACAGCUGUGACGAGCAGUAUUUAUGUCAGUUCUGUGAACACGAAACGAAUGAUCCUGAGGACUUACAUAGCCACGUGGUGAAUGAACAUGCCUGUAAGCUGAUAGAGCUGAGUGACAAGUACAACAAUGGAGAACACGGACAGUACAGCCUCUUAAGCAAAAUUACUUUUGACAAAUGUAAAAACUUCUUUGUAUGUCAAGUAUGUGGCUUUCGGAGUAGACUUCACACAAAUGUUAACAGGCAUGUCGCUAUUGAACAUACUAAAAUAUUUCCCCAUGUUUGUGAUGACUGUGGGAAAGGCUUUUCAAGUAUGCUAGAGUAUUGCAAGCAUCUAAAUUCGCAUUUGUCCGAAGGGAUUUAUCUAUGUCAAUAUUGUGAAUAUUCAACAGGACAGAUUGAAGAUCUUAAAAUUCACUUAGACUUCAAGCAUUCUGCCGACUUGCCUCAUAAAUGUAGUGACUGCUUGAUGAGGUUUGCAAAUGAAAGGGAGUUAAUAAGUCACCUUGCCAUUCAUGAGACAACCUAGUUUUUAUUUUGAUUUACAUAACAUUUUUGUAAAGUAAUAAAUUCAACUUUUUUGGAGAUGUUAAAAUGGAUGAUUUUAAACAUGAUAAUGAGAUUUGCCUUUAACAAACAGGUUUUAAAAAAAUAAGUUUUUAAUUGCCCUGUUUUUGGGGUAUUGCUACAUUAAAUGUCCAAUAUAUGACUGUACCUUAUGUAUGGCAUUUUCAA